CAGACGCAGGCUGGAAACGUGCAAACUCCAUAGGGACAGUCGCCCCUGAGGCUGGAAUUGAACCCGGGUCCCUUGGCGCUGUGACCACUGAGCAACCCCUUAUAAUCCGCCUGCGUUAAGAUCCUUUUGUCACCUGGAUGAAUGUUACAGGGGGGAGCGGGGUUUAAGUCUUCUCUGAGCUGAGAGAGGACACAGGAGAUGCUCCUCAUCAUGCUUUCAUGUGUCACGUUGUAUAAUUCUUAGAUUUUACAUGUAAAUGUCUAGUUGGGGUUCGAAUUCUUGUAAAUAUAGACAAACCGAAAGACUUGUUGAGACAUUUCACCAACCCCCAAGUAGGCAAUUGACAUGCCCGCCCCUGAAAAGAGAACCUUUCGUGGGGUCAGAGUUGACAUUGAGAAUAGCGAAAUGAACACUGUCCCCGUCGUGUUUGUAUUUUUGCUGACAGAAGGGCAGUUUGCAGUCAGCAGGCACUGUGGGACUACAGGCUGCGGGCCAGGUCUGCGCUCGGGAGCGUAAAUCCCAACGGGAACCAGAGGCGUUGCUAACGUUUACGCCAGCUGAGCUUAGCAAGAAAAGGCUGCGACCCUGUGCUUGAACUGAUCAGCCGAAACUUUGGGCGUAGCCAAGGAGAUCUGAAGGCGAAGCUCACGGGAGGGUCUCCUUUCUCAAAAAAACCAGAAAACAUGAGGGAUACCAGGAAGAAUUCCGCUGAAUUCCAGAGAGCUGUGGCAUGCUGUUGAUUUGGAUCUGAGGAUGGAAGUUUCAAAAUCAACAGAUGAAGGCCUUAUGCCCAAAACGUCGACUCUCCUGCUCCUCGGAUGCUGCCUGACCUGCUGUGCUUUUCCAGCACUGCACUUACUGAUUCUGACACUCCAGCAUCUGCAGUCCUUACUUUGACAUCCAUGUCUGACAGUCAUUCAAUCCAAUCCAUCGGGACCGCAACAGUUUGCAACUAUGAUUCUGUGAGGAGCAAAGCUGUUUGGUUCCUAUUUGGGUACGUUUUCAGCGUCAGUGGGACUGGAUGAGAGACCCUACAGUUGUAAUGCACUGAGUGAGGAGCGUGUAACAGCUAUACGGUUUGGAAAGAGGAAUUCAUGGUGGAGAGAAGCUCCACAUGCGUUUGUGUGCGGCUGAAGCUUCGGCCGUGGAGAAACCCGAGGAAUCCCGCCCCGUGGAGAAACCAUGGAAGUGUGGCGACUGUGGGAAAGGCUUGUUUCCCGUCUGCCCUGGAGACUCAUUGGCGCAGUCACACUGGGGAGAGGCCGUUCCCCUGCCCUGACUGCGGGAAGGGCUUCAGCGAUUCCUCCAACUUUCGGAUCCACCAGUUGAUCCACAUGGGGGAGAGGCCCUUAAGUUGCCCCGAGUGCGGGAAGGCCUUUACCCAGGCCACCUCCUUGCUGACCUACCAGCGGGAUCAGGUGGCAUUGCAGGGGGAUUGAAAGAAAGACGGCCGAGUGCCUUUACCAACUGGACUAUCAACCCAGUUCCAGUGACUCCCGAGUUCGAUUCCCACAACAGAUGGCGGAAUUGGAAUUUGGUCAGAAAUUUGGAGUUCAGAAUCUAAUGGUGAAACCAUUGUCGGUGGGAUGGGGGUGGAAGAAAACCCCCAUCUGAUUCACUCAGUUCUUUUUUAGGGAAGACUUGAGCGGUUAUUAGAGCAGUCGUCCCAGCUGCAUCCUUUACGAGGUCUGGCCUACACGUGACUCCAGACCCACAAUAGUCUGGUUGACUCUACGCUGCUCAUCCAACUUACUUGGAUACAGGUUGAAAUUGCUGAGUGAGGCAAUACUUCCUCCAGGUUAAGGCGAUAUCAAGGAUCCAAUUACAAAGGGACAACUCAGUGGUGACCAAUAAUGAAGAAAGUGAGGGUUGCACUUUGACCUUGAGCUGUUUUUAAAAAGUUGCUACUUUUUCUACGCCUUUCUGCUGGGAGAUUCUGAAGCUGAAACAAAGUUGGGUCACAAUAAAGAUUACCUGAACUUCACACUGAGCUCAGACUCUCAAUGAGAGCUUUAAACUGCAACAGAUUUUUGGUUUAAAACUGCUGAUUUCUUACAGGAGAAAGUGAGAACUGCAGAUGCUGGAGAUCAGGGUCAAGA
Molecule: messenger RNA, 2099 nt
Organism: Hemiscyllium ocellatum (epaulette shark)
Lineage: Eukaryota; Metazoa; Chordata; Chondrichthyes; Orectolobiformes; Hemiscylliidae
Product: zinc finger protein 774-like
Exons: 2
Coding region: 1095-1439 (114 amino acids)
Biological process (GO): regulation of transcription by RNA polymerase II
Molecular function (GO): RNA polymerase II cis-regulatory region sequence-specific DNA binding; DNA-binding transcription factor activity, RNA polymerase II-specific
Source: RefSeq, a predicted model, not a curated record